This is a messenger RNA of Truncatella angustata, 819 nucleotides long. Its product is annotated as F-actin capping protein alpha subunit. Gene Ontology annotation, molecular function: actin filament binding. The transcript is spliced from 4 exons. NCBI's taxonomy places the organism in Eukaryota, Fungi, Ascomycota, Sordariomycetes, Amphisphaeriales, Sporocadaceae. Gene Ontology annotation, biological process: barbed-end actin filament capping; actin cytoskeleton organization. Bases 1 to 819 code for a protein of 272 amino acids. The record is from RefSeq and is a predicted model, not a curated record. Gene Ontology annotation, cellular component: actin cortical patch; F-actin capping protein complex.
AUGUCGAGCUUGGAGACCGUUGAGGCCUUUGUCGAGGGCGCCCCCCCAGGCGAGCUUGCAGAUGUCAUCGCAGACAUCAAGUCCCUGACCCUAUCUGACCCAGGUCUGGUUACGAAGCUGGGCCCGGCCUUCGAGAAGUACAACGAGGAGCAAUUCGCAACCGUCAAGCUACCCGGUAGCAGCCAACCAGUCAUCAUCAGCUCACACUCCUCGCUGGGCGACGGGCGUUACUACGAUGUCGAGAGCUCGAGUAGCUUCAGUUUCGACCACACGACACAGAAGGCUAGCGGCGUGCAGAGCUACGCCCUGGAGGGCAGUCAAGCGGACUUGGUCAAGUCAACACUGAAGAGUCUUUCUACCUACGUCUCCGAGCACUACCCGAACGCUUCUUUUGGCGUGUACCCCAUUGAGAACGAUUCAAAGGUAGCGAUCAUCAUCGUCUCGAACAAAUACAGCCCGAGCAACUUCUGGAACGGACGCUGGCGCUCUCUCUAUAUCUUCGACCCGUCGUCGGGCAGCUUGGAAGGCAGCGUCAAAGUGGAUGUGCACUAUUACGAGGACGGUAACGUGCGGCUCUUGACCAGCAAGCCUCUAAAUGCGUCGGUUUCAUCAGGUACUGGUGCUGGCAUCGUCAAGGAGAUUGGUACUGGCGAGAAGAAGUACCAGGAUGAGUUGAACAGGGGCUUCACAAGCUUGAGCGAAGGCGCAUUCAAGAGUCUGAGGAGACAGUUACCCGUCACGAGACAAAAGAUUGAGUGGGAUAAGGUAGCUAGCUAUCGGGUGGGCCAAGACAUUGGCGGUGGUAGCUCCAGGAGGUAG